AUGACACGAUAUUUCAUUUUCCCACUUUCCCUGCUGUUGAUAUUGACCCCGUGUUCCUCAAUACAAUCUCUUCGUUUGGAUGUGACUGAUUUUGGAGCUGUGGGAGAUGGAAUAACGGAAGACACAGAAGCCAUUCAACAGGCGAUUCAGCAUCCCACUGACCAACACAAGACUGUGAUUUUGCCUGCCAACAAAACCUUUCUUUCCGCACCGUUGAAUCUGACAAGCAACAUGAUUUUUCAAGUAGAUGGAACAUUGAAUGCCAUUGUCAAUACAACUCUGGACUUUGAUAGCAAAUGGCCGCAAUUGCCACCUUUGCCCAACUAUGCAUCUGGGGAAGACAAUGGUCGCUAUUUGCAAUACCAAUCCUUUCUAUAUGCGCACUCAGCCACCAAUCUUACCAUUCAAGGAACAGGCACUAUUGAUGGCAAAGGUCAAUGGUGGUGGUAUGCCUUUCAGCACUUGAGUCACACACUUCCAGCAGGACGCCCCAACUUGGUACAGAUUGUCAACUCGACUAUGAUUGAGUUGAAAGGAGUGACAUUGCAGAAUUCUCCCUUUUGGACCAUCCAUCCCGUCCUUUGCGAUCAGGUACACAUUCAUCACAUCAAGAUUCGAGCUCCAAUGUAUGCCCCAAAUGUGGAUGGAGUCGAUCCGGACUCUUCCUCCAAUGUCCUGAUUGAAAACAACGAUAUUUCUUGUGGGGACGAUCACAUUGCCGUCAAGUCUGGUCGAUGUGGAUUGGGAAACUCUUGGAUUGAUGGACUCAAAUGCCAAGAGGAUCCGAGAUUUGCCUCUGGGAUCUUUCUCAUGUCCAAUUUGACGAUACGAUACAACAUUUUUCGAAUUGGCAUGGGAAUUGCCUUGGGGAGUGAAAUCAGUGGGGGUGUGGAAAAUGUAGACAUUCAUCACAAUGAAAUUGGAGUCUGCGAACAUGGGCAUGAUAAUCCAGAUCGGUCCUGUGGUUGGGGACAUGCAUUUCACAUCAAGACUACACUGACACGAGGCGGCUACUUUCGAAAUGUGCGGUUUGCCAACAAUAUCGUGUACAACAAUACAGGUUUUGUGUUUAUUGAGACGGAUUACCAAUCCAGUCAUCAAGUACCACCGCCUUAUCCGACUACACAAAUCAAGAACAUUUCGAUUAUUGGCAAUUCAGCCAUUGGAAUGGCACAUGCUGUGACUAUUGGAUGCUCCAAGUACAUGCCAUGUGAGGAAGUUACAGUUUUGGACAAUUGGAUCGCGAAUGUCCCUGCGGACCAAAAUCCUUACCAAUGUUCGAAUGUGACUACCUACACAGAGGCGCGAAACUUUCCUCCUGGACUUGGGGAUUGCCUUCACAAUUCCAAUGCAAUGCAACACGUCCUUGACAGACAAGAAGAAGAAGAAGAAGAGGUAUCGCCAAUCUGA
Messenger RNA from Cylindrotheca closterium, 1410 nucleotides. The record is from the annotation of a GenBank genome assembly. NCBI's taxonomy places the organism in Eukaryota, Bacillariophyta, Bacillariophyceae, Bacillariales, Bacillariaceae.